UAAGAAGCGGCGUCGCCCGUAGCCCGAUGGGCCGGAACGAUCGCGCCGCAGCGAACAAAAGGCGGCGGCGGCGCUGGGUGAGGGCAGCGCGGCCGAGAGGGAGCCUGGACUAGGCAACCAUGUCAGCCAAAGCCAUCUCUGAGCAGACAGGGAAAGAGUUCUUGUACAAGUAUAUCUGUACAUCCUCUGCCAUCCAGAACCGUUUCAAGUAUGCCCGAGUCACUCCAGACACGGACUGGGCACGGCUCACCCAGGACCACCCUUGGCUGCUGAGCGAGCGUUUAGUGGUGAAGCCAGAUCAGCUCAUCAAGAGACGUGGGAAGCUUGGGCUGGUUGGAAUUAACCUCACUCUGGAUCAGGUGAAGGUUUGGCUCAAACAGCGUCUGGGCCAAGAAACCACGAUCGCUAAUGCCAAGGGAAUCCUAAAGAAUUUUCUGAUUGAACCCUUCGUCCCUCACAAACAGGAAGAGGAGUUCUAUGUUUGCAUAUAUGCUGCCCGAGAGGGAGACUACGUCCUCUUCCACCAUGAAGGGGGUGUGGAUGUGGGAGAUGUGGAUGCCAAAGCUCAGAAGUUGCUUGUGGCGGUGGAUGAAAAGCUCAGUGAAUCGGAUGUAAAGAAACAUCUCCUGCAGCAUGCGCCAGCACAUAAAAAGGAUGUCUUGGCAAGCUUCAUCUGUGGCCUGUUCAACCUCUAUGAAGAUCUAUAUUUCACAUACCUCGAGAUCAAUCCAUUAGUAGUGACCAACGAUGGUGUCUACAUCCUUGACUUGGCUGCGAAGAUUGAUGCAACUGCCGACUACAUCUGCAAAAUGAAAUGGGGGGACGUGGAGUUCCCCCCUCCCUUUGGCAGGGAAGCUUACCCAGAGGAAGCCUACAUCGCUGAUCUGGAUGCAAAGAGUGGAGCCAGCUUGAAGCUCACGAUCCUUAACCCCAAAGGCAGGAUCUGGACCAUGGUUGCUGGUGGUGGUGCCUCUGUGGUUUACAGUGACACCAUUUGUGACCUGGGAGGUGUGAAUGAACUGGCCAACUAUGGGGAAUACUCAGGAGCUCCAAGCGAGCAGCAAACCUAUGACUAUGCUAAGACCAUCCUCUCCCUCAUGACAAGAGAGAAGCACCCUGAAGGUAAAAUCCUGAUCAUUGGUGGUAGCAUUGCGAACUUCACCAACGUGGCAGCCACUUUUAAAGGCAUUGUGAGAGCCAUUAAGGAUUACCAAGGCCCGCUGAAGGAGCAUGAGGUGAGAAUCUUUGUGCGAAGAGGAGGCCCGAACUACCAGGAAGGACUGCGUGUCAUGGGAGAAGUUGGGAAGACCACUGGGAUCCCCAUCCAUGUCUUUGGCACGGAGACUCACAUGACUGCGAUUGUGGGCAUGGCACUUGGCCAUCGGCCCAUCCCCAACCAGCCGCCUGCCGCAGCACACACCGCUAACUUCCUCCUCAAUGCCAGCGGCAGCCCUUCGACUCCCGCUCCAAGCAGGACAGCUUCCUUCUCAGAGUCCAGACCAGAUGAUAUUGCUCCAGCCAAGAAGGCAAAGCCAACAGCACCACUUGAUUCAAUCCCAGCCUCAAGACCUGGUUCAGGUAAAGCCACGACCCUGUUCAGCCGUCACACCAAAGCUAUCAUUUGGGGGAUGCAGACACGGGCCGUGCAGGGAAUGCUGGACUUUGAUUACAUUUGCUCCCGGGACGAGCCUUCAGUAGCUGCCAUGGUUUAUCCAUUCACUGGUGACCACAGGCAGAAGUUCUAUUGGGGCCACAAAGAAAUCCUGAUCCCCGUCUACAAGAACAUGUCAGAUGCCAUGAAGAAGCACCCAGAGGUGGAUGUUCUCAUCAACUUCGCAUCUCUGCGUUCUGCUUAUGACAGCACUGUUGAAACCAUGAACUAUCCACAGAUCCGCACCAUUGCCAUUAUUGCUGAGGGCAUUCCAGAAGCCCUGACACGCAAACUGAUCAAGACAGCUGAUAAAAAAGGAGUCACCAUUAUUGGGCCUGCAACUGUUGGUGGGAUCAAACCGGGUUGCUUUAAGAUAGGCAACACAGGAGGAAUGCUGGAUAACAUCUUGGCAUCCAAACUGUACCGACCUGGCAGUGUGGCUUAUGUUUCCCGGUCUGGAGGGAUGUCCAAUGAGCUCAACAACAUCAUUUCCCGAACCACUGAUGGGGUCUACGAAGGGGUGGCCAUUGGAGGAGACAGAUAUCCUGGUUCAACUUUUAUGGAUCACGUCUUGCGUUACGAGGAUACUCCAGGAGUGAAAAUGAUUGUGGUACUUGGAGAGAUUGGAGGCACAGAAGAGUACAAGAUCUGCAGAGGCAUUAAAGAAGGUCGCAUCACCAAGCCAGUGGUUUGCUGGUGUAUUGGUACUUGUGCCACCAUGUUCUCUUCAGAGGUGCAGUUUGGCCAUGCAGGGGCUUGUGCCAACCAGACUUCUGAAACCGCUGUUGCGAAGAAUCAAGCCUUAAGAGAAGCUGGUGUGUUUGUUCCCCGGAGUUUUGAUGAGCUGGGAGAGGUCAUUCAGUCUGUGUACCAGGAUCUUGUGGCCAAAAGAGUGAUUGAGCCAGCUGAGGAAGUGCCUCCUCCAACUGUACCCAUGGAUUACUCCUGGGCGAGGGAGCUGGGUCUGAUCCGCAAACCAGCUUCCUUUAUGACAAGCAUCUGUGACGAGAGAGGUCAGGAACUCAUUUACGCUGGGAUGCCGAUCACCGAGGUCUUCAAAGAAGAGAUGGGAAUUGGAGGGGUCCUGGGUCUGCUCUGGUUUCAAAGGAGGUUACCAAAGUAUGCCUGCCAGUUCAUCGAGAUGUGUUUGAUGGUCACAGCAGAUCAUGGGCCUGCUGUAUCUGGAGCCCAUAACACCAUUGUCUGUGCAAGAGCUGGAAAAGAUCUUGUCUCGAGUCUUACUUCAGGCCUUCUUACUAUUGGAGACCGGUUUGGUGGAGCACUGGAUGCUGCAGCUAAGAUGUUCAGUAAAGCCUUUGACAGCGGAAUUAUCCCUAUGGAGUUUGUGAAUAAGAUGAAGAAAGAAGGAAAACUGAUCAUGGGCAUUGGACACAGAGUCAAAUCGUUAAAUAACCCAGACAUGAGAGUUCAGAUUCUCAAAGACUACGUGAAGCAGCAUUUCCCUGCCACACCGCUGCUGGACUACGCACUUGAAGUAGAAAAAAUUACAACUUCCAAGAAACCAAACCUUAUCCUGAAUGUAGAUGGCUUUAUUGGAGUUGCCUUUGUUGAUGUUCUCAGGAAUUGUGGCUCUUUCACACGGGAAGAAGCAGAUGAAUAUAUUGAUAUAGGAGCUCUUAACGGCAUCUUUGUACUAGGCAGGAGUAUGGGAUUCAUCGGACACUACCUGGAUCAGAAGAGACUGAAGCAAGGUCUGUACCGUCACCCGUGGGAUGACAUUUCCUAUGUCUUACCGGAGCACAUGACUAUGUGAGAACCAGUAGUAUUGUCUCAGUGUCCUUUGGGAGGACAAAAGCCCGCACAGAGGACAGCCGCAAAUGGGACUGUGAUGUAUAAAGGCCAUUGGUACACAGACACGGAGCUGCUGGCUCAGACUGUGCAAAGCAACUGUUCUGCCAGAAUAGAAACUUACUCUAAUAAAAACCAAAACUUGUGCUAUUCCAUAUGUUACCUGCUCUAUUUAAUACUGUUUCUCACCCUUUCAUUGUUUCUACUGUUUAAUUUCGUUUCCAGAAAAGAGUUUGAGGGUCUUGGGGGGAAGUUUUCCUUGUAGGUGCAGUCUUACUGAACUGGUGGAAGCUUUGUUAGUCUGGUACCAAGCUGUAAUUUUCCCGAUAGAAGGGGAAGUGCCCCUCAUUCCCAGAGGCCAUGACCUGGGAUUUUUUUGUUGUUGGUUGUUUUUUCACUUUUACUGCGUUCUCAUCUUCUGUCUGAUUGUAUCCUGAGCAGUGGGACCACUGCUGAUGUAUAACCAAUGUUACUCAAACUCUGGUGUAGUAAUUUAAAGUGUUAAGUUGUAAGAUACUGCUGUUAAAAACUGUGAAACUACGUGUAUUCCCGUGUCUGUAUUUAUGCAAACAACUUUCCACAUACUGGUAAUCUAACGGUAAAGGAGAAAUCACUCAUGUUAUACACAGCUGUGAAAAUAAUCUCAGUAAUAACUUGAGUGUUCUACCUGUCUGUCUGUUGUAACCAAACCCAAAUAAAUGAUACACUACUAUUUUACUCUUCCA
Molecule: messenger RNA, 4185 nt
Organism: Cuculus canorus (common cuckoo)
Lineage: Eukaryota; Metazoa; Chordata; Aves; Cuculiformes; Cuculidae
Gene: ACLY
Product: ATP citrate lyase
Exons: 29
Coding region: 120-3425 (1101 amino acids)
Biological process (GO): fatty acid biosynthetic process; citrate metabolic process; acetyl-CoA biosynthetic process
Cellular component (GO): cytosol
Molecular function (GO): ATP citrate synthase activity
Source: RefSeq, a predicted model, not a curated record